This is a messenger RNA of Agrilus planipennis (emerald ash borer), 982 nucleotides long. RefSeq names its product RDS/peripherin-like protein xRDS35. The record is from RefSeq and is a predicted model, not a curated record. Gene Ontology annotation, cellular component: membrane. NCBI's taxonomy places the organism in Eukaryota, Metazoa, Arthropoda, Insecta, Coleoptera, Buprestidae. The transcript is spliced from 5 exons. The coding region runs from base 50 to 982 and encodes 310 amino acids.
AAAAGUAUUUUGUUUGUAUUCUUCAAACAAAUAUACAGCCUUUUAAGAAAUGGCUUGCUGUAGAAUUAACUUUAGUAAGCGAGGAAGAAGCUUCUUAGCUUUUAUUUUGAAAUUACUUUGUUUCAUUGAAAUAAUAAUUGGGACAAUAUUCAUUACAUUGUCCUGUGGUGGCGUUACUAUUUUGUUACAAAACAUGGUUUUCGAGAAAAGGGAAAUGCAGUUUGCAUUUGUUGUAAUGAUAUUUAUUGGAAUUCAUGUAAUAAUUCAUAACACAAUAGGAUUCAAGAUUAUUACUUGUUGUUAUAAAAAAGCAGAAAGGAAAAGCACUCGAACUGCAUUACAAAUGUGGAUUAUUUUGGGAAUCAACGUCGUACUGCAUAUAACUGUUGUUGCUAUUUUGACGUUUAGAAUGUUAUCGUAUGUGUUCGAUUCUCUAAAAUUAUCAUUGGAAAAGGGUAUUAAAGAAUAUUUGAGUAAUCCUUAUUGGAGAGGCAAAAUGGAUAAACUACAAGUAAAUAUGCAGUGCUGUGGUAUUAGCAGUUAUCUUGACUGGCACACGUCCACAUGGAUUCUACACUACAAUGCUUUGUACGAUUCAAACCUUUCAAUAAGCUUAAAACAGCCGGAGGGGCUUUUUGAUGUACCAGUUGUUCCUUGGAGUUGCUGUAAAAUAGAUUUUCCUAUGCAAUGUUUUCACGACCCCCUUCAGCAAACUCUUUCUCGUCACUUAUGGGAACAGAAAAACGAAGUAAUCCUGGAGAGUAUAAAUACCAUCGGUUGUUUAGAAAUAAUUCAAAAGCCAACAAAAUCAAUAACAGUAAUGUUACUUAUAUUUGGAUUAUCUGCAGCUAUAGUUCAAGUUACAAUUAUAAUUACUGCUAGACUUCUCUACACGUCUUGUCGGAAUUUGAAGCUGCAAGACAAUAAGGAUGGAACUGCACCAGGUUGGAUAAUAGGUCCAGGAGAUCUAAAGUCUUCCUGA